AGUGACGAACAGCUUUGGGCCAAACGACCAUGAGAGGGCCAGAGCUCGGGCCCGAAACUAGCAUGGAGGGGGACGUUCUGGACACCUUGGAGGCGCUGGGGUAUAAGGGUCCACUGUUAGAGGAGCAGGCACUCUCCAAGGCAGCAGAGGGUGGACUGUCUUCUCCUGAGUUUUCGGAGCUUUGCAUUUGGUUAGGCUCCCAGAUAAAGUCCUUAUGCAACCUGGAAGAAAGCAUCACUUCAGCUGGGAGAGAUGACCUAGAGGGCUUCCAGCUUGAGAUAAGUGGUUUCUUAAAAGAGAUGGCCUGCCCAUACUCGGUGCUCGUGUCAGGAGACAUUAAAGAGCGCCUCACGACGAAGGAUGACUGCUUGAAACUUCUGUUGUUUUUAAGUACAGAACUGCAAGCUUUACAAAUAUUACAGAAGAAGAAACAUAAAAAUUCUCAGUUAGAUAAAAAUAGUGAAAUUUGCCAGGAAGUUCAAGCUAUAUGUGAUGCUCUUGGGGUCCCCAAGUCAGACACUUCAGACAUUCCACUUCUGCUGAGCCACGUGGAAUCAAAGGUGAAGGAUAUUCUCUCUAAAGUCCAGAAAAGUCAUGUGGGAAAACCAUUGCUAAAGGUUGAUUUAACUUCUGAACAGGCAGAAAAGCUGGAAAGAAUUAAUGAUGCUCUUUCCUGUGAAUACGAGUGCCGCCGGCGGAUGUUAAUGAAACGAUUGGAUGUCACAGUGCAGUCCUUUGGAUGGUCCGAUAGAGCAAAGGCAAAAACAGACAACAUAGCAAGAAUUUACCAGCCCAAGCGCUAUGCUUUGUCACCUAAGACAACAGUCACGUUGGCACAUCUGCUUGCGGCCCGUGAGGAUCUGUCUAAGAUCAUCAGGACAAGCAGUGGUAUCAGUCGGGAGAAGACGGCAUGCGCCAUUAAUAAGGUGCUUAUGGGAAGGGUUCCAGACAGGGGAGGACGGCCAAAUGAAAUUGAACCACCACCCCCUGAAAUGCCCCCUUGGCAGAAGAGACAAGAAGGCGGAGGGAGGGGUGGCUGGGGAGGUGGAGGGGGUGGUAGAGGAGGUGGUGGGGGAGGAAGAGGUGGAUGGGGAGGUGGAGGAGGAGGGUGGGGAGGGGGUGGAGGAGGAGGUGGAGGAGGAGGUGGAGGAGGGUGGGGAGGAAGCGGUGGGGGAGGGGGUGGCCGAGGAGGUUUCCAAGGCAGGGGAGAUUAUGGUGGGAGGGGAGAUUAUGGUGGAAGAGGGGGCUAUGGUGGGAGAGGGGGUUAUGGUGGGAGAGGUUAUGGAGAUCCGUAUGGAGGAGGAGGUGGUGGGGGUGGGUAUAGAAGAUACUGAUACCUGCAGAUGUUAGAGAACACUGCUUCCUACUAGAUGCAGUAGAUAUAGUGUUCUGAGGAACAUACUUGAACAUCACCCUGAGGUAGAUCAUGUUAGUGCCCCCGAGGAAGGCUUUCCUGAAUACAAAAGGCCAUUUUAUAUACUGGGUGAUGAUCCUGCAACAUGAUUUUUUUCCAUAUUCUGUGUACUAAAGCAUGCUGUGUCUUUUUAAAAGGCAAAAACAAAACCUAUUUUUUAAAAUGUAAAUAUUUAUUACCAGCAACUUGGAAAAAUGGAAUGUAUUUUAUUGUCAUGUUUGAAUUUAGACUGUAAACUGGUAUUUUGUUCAGGGUUGAAACACAUAUGACACCUGCCAGUAACAGAAAGGAAUCUAGACUCGAGUCGUUUGUAUUCUUGGGGAUCUGUCCUGUAUUGUUAAUUCUAUUUUACAAAAUAGAGGAAGUGUCUAAUGUGUGUGUAGUCAGUUGUCCUUUUUAAAAUUGGUUGAAAUUCCUCUGGUCAGGUUUUUAUUAAAUUUCUGUUAACUGAAGACAUCUUCUUUA
Rattus norvegicus (Norway rat) is the source of this 1879-nucleotide messenger RNA. It is a transcript of the gene Fam98b, whose product is annotated as family with sequence similarity 98, member B. The coding region runs from base 30 to 1334 and encodes 434 amino acids. The record is from RefSeq and is marked validated. NCBI's taxonomy places the organism in Eukaryota, Metazoa, Chordata, Mammalia, Rodentia, Muridae. The transcript has 8 exons.